CUGUUUCGUCAUGACAGUAGUGUGGUUCGUUGUGUUUGACAGCCGGUAAGAAAUGACAACUAUGCGAAAAGAAGUGUUCGAAGUCAACUGCGUUGCAGAUGAGCUGUGAUAUAUAGGCCCAUGCCAUUAUCUACGUCUGACACUUAGGAAGGACCAAGAAAUUGAAGAAAAGAAACUUGAAUUUAGUUGCCAAGAAAAUAUUUCAUCCUUCUGAAGUGGUUAUGUGCUGUGCAACUCAUUAAACUGUUCCGAUUGAAGUGAAUGAAAUAUUGCCCAAUUCAGUAUCUGCAUAUUUAGUUUAAAAUUUCUCUGUGAUAAUUUCUGUAGGACUGAAUACAUUGCAACCUCUCCGCUAAUGUCCAUUAGUUUUAGUAAUUCCACCAGCAAAAAAAAUUACCGACGUGGAUUAUCUGUCAUCGACAAACUAUGGCUCUAAUUUUCAUGAUUUUAUGACCAUUUAUUUCUAAUAGAUACUGUCGAUAAAAUACCAAUUAUUUAAUCGAUUGCCGUUCGAAUUUAUUAUUUGUUCGAAGGGUGAUAGUAAUAAUUGAUUGAAUGAUGUGCUCUGGUGCACUGUCAACUGCACGUGACUUAUGAAAUACUUAUGUUUCGCAUAAAUAUUUUUGUAGGCAUAUUCGCAUUGUUAUUGUAAUGGCCAACUUGUGAUGUGUUGCGGUGUGAGCACACGAGGAACUUGAUUGUUUUUAGUUUUUGUCGUCGAAGUGUCAAAUGAAUAUUCCUCCUGAAAAAGGUAGGUUGCCAUCCCCCUUCCAGUUGGACGAGGAAUUGAGCAACCUAUCAAUACGAAAUGAUGGGGGAAUUGAAUAUACAGAUGAAAAUCCAGAAGAUGCCUUGUAUAUGAAAUUAUAUGAUCCGUCUGCCCAGCUUGAAACUGGUGUUAAUUCCAAUAAUAGUGGCAAUUUAUCAGGAACAUGGGAGUAUGUGUCUCCUGAUUCCAAAAAUUUGGAUAGUAUUGUAGAUGAACUUGGUCCAGAAGAAGUACGUUGGUUUUAUAAAAGUGAAUCUGACAAACGAUGGCUGGAAUUCAGUGGUUAUGAUUCUCUGAGAAUUGAAUUCAAAUAUCGCCAACUGUAUCAAGAAUGGCAUUUUUAUAGUAAUCAGGAUUCAUGGACCGAAUAUCCCCAGAAGGAAGCAGAUAACACUGAGAGUGCCUUAAAUUUUGAUAAACCCUCGGGUGUAGAAGCUGAUAGCAGACAGGCUGGAAUUGGAGUUUUAAGUGAUACUGAGCAUAGAAUUGUUGUUCGUGGGGGCAUGUAUGAAGUAGAUCUUCAUGAAUGGAAAUGUUGUUCAAUUUAUUGGCCUGGUGAAGAAUGUGGAAUUACUCGAGGUAAUUGGUUUUAUGAUGGGACAUGGCAACCGUUAGAAGUGGAACAAAGUAAUAAAAUGGAAAUGUUUCAUCUGGAACAUUUUUAUGGCCAUAAACUGUCAGAUUAUCAUGUUGAUCCAAAUAGCAAGAUUCCAAAAACAGUUCUUCAUACAUUAUCUUUUCCUGAAUUUCAUGUGGAUUGGUACUCGCCUACUGAGGUUUAUUUAUAUAGUGAAGCAACACCAUCUAAGUUGGUUCGAACUUUUACUCAGAAAUUGGGCUUCCAAAAAUGCAAUGAAGUUUGGAAUUUAUUUCUAGCGACUGGUUAUCGACUUUAUCGAGGUUAUAAGGAACAUGCCACACAAACAGAUAGGCCUGUGGAUAUUAAUCAUCUAGUGUUUGUAAUACAUGGUAUAGGUCAGAAAAUGGAUACUGGCCGUAUAAUUCGCAAUACUUCGAGUUUUCGUGAUUGUGUGACAUGGUUGAAACAGAAGUACUUUUCAACAAUGGCUCAUCGAGCAGAGUUUUUCCCAGUAGAAUGGCGCUCCUCAUUAACACUGGAUGGUGAUGUUGUAGAUGCUAUAACUCCUCACAAAUUGUUGGGUUUGCGACAGCUUUUAAAUGCAAGUGCCAUGGACAUAAUGUACUAUACCAGCCCAUUAUAUGGUUCUGAGGUCCAACAAGGCUUGUCAGCUGAACUAAACAGACUGUAUACUAUGUUUACUCAACGAAAUCCAUACUUUACUGCCAACGGCGGCAAAGUGUCUGUGGUAGCGCACUCUCUAGGUUGCGUUAUUGUGUAUGAUAUUGUCACUGGUUGGCGACCUGAUUCUUGGAUCUUCCUGACUCCCUCAUCAGGUUCUACAACAACUUCAGAGAAACACCAUGGCUCAGGAAAAUUGAGUGACACAAGUUCUAAUGAGAGCAGACUGCUAUUUCAGAUAGAGAACAUGUUCUGCCUGGGGUCACCUCUCUCUGUGUUCCUAGCUCUGCGGUGGCGAAAUCCAGAACGAAACAUUUUACCUGCAAGUUUGUGUCAGCGCUUUUAUAACGUUUUCCAUCCAUCUGAUCCUGUAGCAUACAGUCGUAUUGCCCCUAUUCAAAUUCAGGCCUACCAUGCAGGAAUACACCCAAGUUAUGAUUCUUUACCCUUAGAACCUUUAGUUUUAGAUCCUGCUUCUUUAUCCCUAUCAUCAACAGCUGCCGCAGCAAAUAUGGCCGCUACAGCUGGUGCAUCUGCAGUUCCAACAAGCUCCCUCAAGAAAGAAAGUGAAUCAGAUUCGGAGACUCCUACUCCAAGUGGAACACCGAGCAAAGAGCGCGGGUGGAGCCUGUGGGGGCUGAUGCGCGCCUCGUGGAAGGCACAGGACGGCUCUGGAUCUCCACAGUGCGACCCACUCAGUGGAGCAUAUUGGAGCAACUAUGAUGUUGCAUAUUUUGUUCUUACUCGGUUGUUUCCUGACCUAGAAGGUGAUACUGAAACUAUUUCCACUCCAGCAUCUCCAGAAGCUGGCCCUAAGUAA
This is a messenger RNA of Gryllus bimaculatus (two-spotted cricket), 2850 nucleotides long. The record is from the annotation of a GenBank genome assembly. Lineage: Eukaryota; Metazoa; Arthropoda; Insecta; Orthoptera; Gryllidae.